CAAGCACUUUUAAUAUUAAAUUUCAUUUAUUCCUCCUUGAGUUUAGCAGGCCAAAGGAUGGGAAAUGGAAUGGAACCUAGUCUUUUCCUUAAUAAAUAUAACAGUUUUAUUAUAUUUAGUCAAAUAAAAUGAGUAAAGAAGUUUGUUGUGACCAAGAAGAUGAUCAUAUUUCACAAAGAUUAGAUCGAUUAGAGAAAAGAUUGAAUGAUUUGCAGCAACUCUUUAUGUCUCUCUCUGCUAUCACUGUUGAGCCUCCUGCUUCCACUGUUGUUUCUUCAUCUGCUGCCACUGUUGUGCCUCCUGCUUCCACUGAAGCUCUGGUUGCAUCUUCUGCUCCCACUGAACUGACGUAUGAGAACUUUAUACGGUAUCGCACUCAAAACCCCGGACCCCACUCAAACCGAUCGUUUUUGAGAUGGGUUGAGCAUGGUGGGCAAGAUAGGCAGAACUUGAGUUGGAACAACAAUCUUCCUGACCAGAAUGCUGAAGACUAUUGGAGGCGAGGCAGCAGAAGAAGAAGACACUAUGGCAGAAGAGAGAGAGGAGGGAAUAUAUUUAUAUGUAAUAUUUACAUGUAGCUACUGAUAGUAAUUUAUACACUUUAUAGGUUUAUACUAUUUGUAGAUUUUGUUUGUAAAUAUAUGUAUAUACUUCUUUA
This is a messenger RNA of Hydra vulgaris (swiftwater hydra), 658 nucleotides long. The record is from RefSeq and is a predicted model, not a curated record. Lineage: Eukaryota; Metazoa; Cnidaria; Hydrozoa; Anthoathecata; Hydridae.